This is a messenger RNA of Oryctolagus cuniculus (rabbit), 5089 nucleotides long. RefSeq names its product exocyst complex component 8-like. Gene Ontology annotation, cellular component: exocyst. The record is from RefSeq and is a predicted model, not a curated record. NCBI's taxonomy places the organism in Eukaryota, Metazoa, Chordata, Mammalia, Lagomorpha, Leporidae. Gene Ontology annotation, biological process: intracellular protein localization; exocytosis; Golgi to plasma membrane transport.
AGCUCAGACCCGGGUGCAGGCGUACUCGUCUUGCUCGUAUCUUGCUUCUCUAAGCCCUGCACCUCGGCUGGAGUUGGGUGGGUCUCCACAGCGGUGGCAACAGUGACAGUGACUGCCUGAGACCCAGACGGAAAUGGCGAUGGCAAUGGCGGGCAGUGGAGCGACGCAGCUAGAAUCAGGGGGCUUUGAGGCACGGCUGUACGUGAAGCAGCUCUCGCAGCAGCCGGACGGGGACCGGGACCUCCAGGAGCACCUGCAGCGCAUCCAGGCUUUGGCGAAGGAGACAGCGCAAAACCUGAAACGCAGCGUCUACCAGAACUACCGGCAGUUCUUAGAGACGGCCCGCGAGAUCUCCUACCUGGAGAGCGAGAUGUACCAGCUCAGCCAUCUCCUGACGGAACAGGAGAGCAGCCUGGAGAGCAUCCCGCUCACCUUGCUGCCGGCCGCCGCCGCCGGCGGGGAAGAGGGGGCAGGUGGCGCUGGGGGCCGAGACCACCUCCGAGGCCAGGCCGGCUUUUUUCCCAGGCCCGGGGGCGCCUCGCGUGACAGUUCCGGCCCGGGCGAGGAAGGAAAGCAGCGCACUCUGACCACCCAGCUUGAAAAGGUGGAAGGCUGCAGGCACCUGCUGGAGACCCCGGGGCAGUACCUGGUGUACAACGGGGACCUGGUGGAAUACGAAGCGGAUCACAUGGCCCAGCUGCAGCGGGUGCACGGCUUUCUCAUGAACGACUGUCUGCUGGUGGCCACCUGGCUGCCCCAGCGGCGGGGGAUGUAUCGCUAUAACGCUCUCUAUCCCCUAGAUGGCCUGGCCGUGGUCAAUGUCAAGGACAACCCACCCAUGAAGGACAUGUUCAAGCUGCUGAUGUUCCCCGAGAGUCGCAUUUUUCAGGCAGAAAAUGCCAAAAUAAAACGAGAGUGGCUGGAGGUGCUGGAAGAAACCAAGAGGGCACUCAGUGAAAAAAGACGAAGGGAACAGGAGGAAGCAGCGGCCCCUAGAGGGCCUCCCCAAGUGACCUCCAAGGCCACGAACCCGUUUGAGGAUGAUGAAGAAGAGCCAGCUGUCCCCGAGGUAGAGGAAGAGAAGGUGGACUUAUCGAUGGAGUGGAUCCAGGAGUUACCUGAAGACCUGGAUGUGUGCAUUGCUCAGAGGGACUUUGAGGGGGCCGUUGACCUGCUAGAUAAAUUGAAUCAUUACCUAGAAGACAAGCCCAGCCCACCUGUAAAAGAACUCAGGGCCAAGGUGGAUGAGCGUGUCCGGCAGCUCACGGAGGUGCUGGUUUUUGAACUGUCCCCAGAUCGUUCCUUGCGAGGUGGGCCCAAGGCUACUCGCAGGGCGGUUUCUCAGCUAAUCCGGCUUGGCCAGUGCACAAAGGCUUGCGAGCUGUUUUUGAGAAACAGAGCGGCAGCCGUGCACACGGCCAUCCGUCAGCUUCGCAUUGAAGGUGCCACUUUACUCUAUAUUCAUAAGCUGUGCCAUGUCUUCUUUACGUGUCUUCUCGAGACUGCCAGAGAAUUUGAGACAGAUUUCGCCGGCACCGACAGUGGCUGCUACUCUGCCUUUGUGGUCUGGGCGAGAUCAGCCAUGGGCAUGUUUGUAGAUGCUUUCAGCAAGCAGGUGUUUGAUAGCAAGGAGAGCCUGUCCACGGCGGCAGAGUGCGUCAAAGUGGCUAAGGAGCACUGCCAGCAGCUGGGAGAUAUUGGACUAGACCUCACCUUCAUCAUCCACGCCCUUCUGGUGAAAGACAUCCAGGGGGCCUUGCACAGUUACAAAGAAAUCAUCAUUGAAGCCACCAAACAUCGCAACUCGGAGGAGAUGUGGAGGAGGAUGAACUUGAUGACUCCAGAGGCCCUGGGCAAGCUCAAAGAAGAGAUGAGAAGUUGCGGGGUGAGUAACUUUGAGCAGUAUACGGGGGAUGACUGCUGGGUGAACCUAAGUUACACAGUGGUCGCUUUCACCAAACAGACCAUGGCGUUUUUGGAAGAGGCCUUAAAGCUGUAUUUCCCGGAGCUGCACAUGGUACUGUUGGAGAGCCUGGUGGAAAUCAUUCUGGUUGCCGUCCAGCAUGUGGAUUAUAGCCUUCGGUGCGAGCAGGAUCCAGAGAAGAAGGCUUUUAUCCGACAGAAUGCGUCCUUCCUAUAUGAAACGGUGCUCCCGGUGGUGGAAAAAAGGUUUGAAGAAGGUGUGGGGAAACCUGCCAAGCAACUCCAAGACCUGAGGAACGCAUCUAGACUCAUGCGGGUGAAUCCUGAAAGUACAACAUCAGUCGUCUGAGGCUGGAGUCUGUCCAUACGUGUACAGAUGAUAGUGCUUAUAGGUUAUUUAUAUUUAUAUUGUUGAUUAGCAUAUUCUGUAUAGUCUCAAACACAGCUUACAAGUAAAAAGUGCCCUCAGAGAUGCAAAAUCAAAAGAAGAAAGGAAAAGAAUGUGAAAUUAAGCCCAAAUAACAAAAAUAUCAGAAUUGUUAAAACAUAUACUGACCUUUUAAAUUAUGCUAGUUCUCUAAUGGGUUUAUGAUCGCACUACAGUUAUUUCAGCUUCUCCUUUGAACCAAAAUACACUUUCUCACAGUGUAUCUUAUUCAACACAGAUAAAUAAUGUCUACAAAUACAUCAGUUUAAGUGUGUGUGAAAAGUUUCCCGGUUCACUAAACUGUACGUUUCUUAAAGGGUGCAGUACCAUAUAAAACACCCUGCCUCAGUACUUCCCCUUCUUGAAGUGUGAUUGAACACUUUUUGGGGAAAAGAAAGGAGUUGGGAAAGUUGAUUUUGGAGUAAACUCUAGUCAAAAGAAUUCUUUCUCCAUGAUCUAGCUAGCUAGCUUGGGGACUCAGAUACUGCAGUCCCUAUAUAAGAGGAAGCUUUUAUACAGAUUCAGACAUUUCCAACAGAAUUUGAAUGGCUAAUUAUUUUCACUUGCUAAUCUAGCAGUUCCAUAGUUUUCCUAUUGGAGUUGGGAACCUUUACUUGGAAAUCUUUUUCUUUUUUGACAGGCAGAGUGGACAGUGAGAGAGAGACAGAGAGAAAGGUCUUCCUUUGCUGUUGGUUCACCUUCCAAUGGCCACCGUGGCCAGCGCACAGCGCUGAUCUGAUGGCAGGAGCCAGGUGCUUAUCCUGGUCUCCCAUGAGGUGCAGGGCCCAAGGACUUGGGCCAUCCUCCACUGCCUUUACUGGCCACAGCAGAGAGCUGGCCUGGAAGAGGGGCAACCAGGACAGAAUCCGGUGCCCCAACUGGGACUAGAACCUGGUGUGCCGGCGCCGCAAGCGGAGCAUUAGCCUAGUGAGCCGCGGCGCUGGCCUACUUAGAAAUCUUAAAGAUUGUGAUAAAUGUUUUUCGACACGUUUCUGAAUUGUGUGAAUUUCCAGCUGGAGCUUUUGUCUUUGUUAUAUUUAAAAAUAAUAAUAAUAAAACAGGAAACUUGAUGAUCCUGACUGCAGCCAGUGAUUUUAGUUCCCUUUUCAGUGUAGGUUAUUAGGGGCUGUCUUCAAGCAAAUGCAAAAAAUUUUUCACUGAAAUAUUUAGAUUUUAGGGAUUGAGUAGCUGGGAAAGUAAAAAAGAAAUCAUAAGCAAAUCUCAAUAGUCUCACUGAGGAGGACGACUUUGAGCAGAGAUUUGUUUUUGGUUUUGUAUUUUUGUAACAAAGUGGAGAACCGAAGUGAGCCAGUGUGCCCAAAGGAAAGGGAAGAAGAGAAUCUUUUAUUUAAAAAAAACCAAACUCCUGGAAUGCUCCGGGCUGUGUUUUUCUUGUUUUAUUUUUUUACUUUCCUUCGUUGCUUUUGAAAGUGAAUAUAAUGCUUACCUUAGAUUGUUAGUAACACACAAAUAAAAAUAAAGAAAUAUGAGCUUCCCAAGAGUUCUAAAUUAUUGCUUUCAUUCUGUAUUAAUUAUAAGACAUUCUUCAUUCUUUGAGAGAAAUUGUGCUUGCCAAGAUUCAUUUUUUUCCUAGUUGUGAUUCUUGUCCUUAAGUGCCAUUUUGGGUGCCAAUGAUUUCAAAAGGUCAUUUCUUUUUCUUAAUAAAAAUGGUGUUAAUAAGACUGUAAAAAUUAUGUAAAAGCUAAAGUAGAUUCCAAAUAGUGGCUCAAGGUUGUAAAACUCCUUGACUUGAUUACUUAUGCUAGACCAGCCUUUUAUUUUCUUUUUGGCUGUGUUUAAUUACAAGGUUGAAAAUUAUUAAAAUGACAAUUUUAAUUUUUUUCAUAUAACUUUAGGAUUUUCUAGAUAACUACAACAAUAUCUCUGUGAACUAAAUUAUACUUUUUUAAGAUCACUGGAAACUUGAAUUUUGUAAAAUUAUGUUAUUUGAUUAUUUUUACCAUUUACACUUUAUAGCAUACUGUAUAAAACUCAAGUAUAAAUACAUGAUGCUGGUCUGUGAAAUGGUAUUUCUGAAAUCAAAAUUCCUCUUAAGGCAUUAAGUUGUAGAAACUUAAAGGUGUAUGUAAACUCAUAUUUAAAUGGCUUUGUCUUCAUAGAACUGUCUACUUUUUGAAACUGGAAGUACAGAAUUUUCUUAUGUUAAAAUGUAUGUGUUUCUUAAUCGGAGUUAUAACUGAAGGAAGUAUGCUUUUGCUGAAUCAAUUAGUGGGAAGUUGACUCAAGACCACCAGUGUUGUAAUGUACCUUUGUGUCCAGAAAAAAAAAUUACUAUAAUUGCAAUAUUCAAAGUGGACUGAGACCUUCUAAUUCUUUUGUUUCAUUACACUCCAAAACAAACUCUAAAAGUUGAAUGCAGUUAAAAAAUACUGUACAUAUUGAAAUAUACAGCUUUAGCAUUGACUGCCUUUGUUUUGUCUGCUUCAAGCAGAACACUGUCACUGGAGCUUGGAAUCACAGACUUGACUGAAUUAAUUGCUGUUUGGGAAAGCGUGCCCUGUGGAAUUCAGUCUCUUUUUUGAUUAAAGUCUCAUUUCACUUAAGUGCUGAGGACUUUUUUAAAAAUGCUACCUAAAGAAGUCAGCACUUGCUUUUUGCAACUUGAUAUCUAGGAUUGGGAAUUUGGGACUUGAUGUGUAGGUUAAAUUAGUAUGUGUACAUGUUGCUUUUGCUAUGACAUGAGGGAAUCUGAAAUGUUCUAUAAAAAUAAAUUAAAAU